UGUCAGCUGACUGACCAUGAUGGGAGGGAGGGGCUUGAGUCGGUGAAGCAAGAAUCCCGCUAAUCCCUUUGAUCCUGGAAAUAACCAAGCAAAAGGAAAGGGCGAUACCGCGCUUUUUGUGUAGCGGUAUUUAUCAGGUGUUGGACCAUCAUGACACGUGAGGACUGAAGAACAGCCACCAUGAUUGGAGGACUGUUCAUCUACAACCAUAAGGGAGAAGUUCUUAUCUCCCGUGUCUACCGUGAUGAUAUUGGGCGCAAUGCCGUGGAUGCGUUCCGAGUGAAUGUGAUCCAUGCGCGGCAGCAAGUGCGCUCGCCCGUCACCAACAUUGCUCGCACCAGCUUCUUCCAUGUCAAGCGAGCCAACAUCUGGCUGGCGGCCGUCACCAAGCAGAAUGUCAACGCUGCCAUGGUGUUCGAGUUCCUCUACAAGAUGUGUGAUGUCAUGACGGCUUACUUUGGCAAGAUCAGUGAGGAGAACAUCAAGAACAACUUUGUGCUGAUCUAUGAACUGCUUGAUGAGAUCCUUGAUUUUGGAUACCCUCAGAACUCUGAGACAGGAGCACUGAAGACCUUCAUCACCCAGCAGGGCAUCAAGGGACAGCAUCAGACCAAGGAAGAGCAGUCUCAGAUCACCAGCCAGGUGACUGGACAGAUAGGCUGGCGUCGGGAGGGCAUCAAGUAUCGCCGCAACGAGCUCUUCCUGGACGUGCUGGAAAGUGUCAACCUGCUCAUGUCCCCACAAGGUCAGGUCCUCAGCGCGCACGUGUCUGGGCGAGUGGUGAUGAAGAGCUACCUGAGUGGAAUGCCCGAAUGCAAAUUUGGCAUGAAUGACAAAAUUGUGAUUGACAAGCAGGGAAAGGGCGGAACUACAGACGAGGCAGGGAAGAGUGAGUUAGGGGGCAGCAGCGGGAAGCAGUCCAUCGCCAUCGACGACUGCACCUUUCACCAGUGUGUGCGCCUCAGCAAGUUUGACUCGGAGCGCAGCAUCAGCUUCAUCCCUCCAGAUGGCGAGUAUGAGCUCAUGAGGUAUCGGACCACUAAGGACAUCAUCCUGCCCUUUCGUGUCAUUCCACUGGUGAGAGAGGUGGGCCGCACCAAGCUGGAGGUGAAGGUGGUCAUCAAGUCCAACUUCAAGCCCUCCCUACUGGCACAGAAGAUUGAGGUCCGCAUUCCGACUCCUCUGAACACAAGUGGGGUUCAGGUGAUCUGCAUGAAGGGAAAGGCCAAGUACAAGGCCAGCGAGAAUGCCAUUGUGUGGAAGAUCAAGCGUAUGGCUGGAAUGAAGGAGUCCCAGAUCAGUGCUGAGAUCGAGCUGCUCCCUACCAAUGACAAGAAGAAGUGGGCUCGCCCACCCAUCUCCAUGAACUUCGAGGUUCCAUUUGCACCAUCUGGGCUGAAGGUGCGCUACCUGAAGGUGUUUGAGUCCAAACUGAACUACAGCGACCAUGAUGUGAUCAAAUGGGUGCGUUAUAUCGGUCGUAGUGGCAUCUACGAGACACGCUGUUAAUGAGCCAGUGAACAGCUGAAAUCCUCCCUCCCUCCUCUAUCUCUACCUACAGUAUAUCCAUCUCCCCAGUCCUCUCCCGAUUUGUGGACGAAUUAUAUAACAAAAAAACGGCAAAGCUUAAAAGAAAUAUGCAAAAUGUGAACGCUUGUUUUCUUUGUCUGUCUGUAUACUGAGUGACCCAAUGAAUUGGUUCAGUGGGCCAAUGGGGAUUGAAUUGUUGUAUCAGGAGGCAUCACCUUCUGAUUCCCCCCCUCCAGUAUUUCCAGGGGUCGGGGGUAGCACCCUCCAGCUACCCUCCUUGCCUGGACCAGAGCAUCAGGCCUAUGCGAUGUGACUAAGCCACUGGACCCCUUCAUUGCAAGCUCUACUUUUGUGGAUUGGUCUCUGUUGUUGCCCCUUACUGACUAUCAUACCUUUAGUGUCUGUGUCUGAUCUCCCUUUCAAUAACUUGGUCACUGUCUAGUUCAGUAUAAAAAUACAUCAUGGAAA
Molecule: messenger RNA, 1998 nt
Organism: Alosa alosa (allis shad)
Lineage: Eukaryota; Metazoa; Chordata; Actinopteri; Clupeiformes; Clupeidae
Product: AP-2 complex subunit mu-A
Exons: 13
Coding region: 181-1509 (442 amino acids)
Biological process (GO): intracellular protein transport; clathrin-dependent endocytosis
Cellular component (GO): AP-2 adaptor complex; cytoplasmic vesicle
Molecular function (GO): clathrin-cargo adaptor activity
Source: RefSeq, a predicted model, not a curated record